Arvicola amphibius (Eurasian water vole) is the source of this 525-nucleotide messenger RNA. It is a transcript of the gene Camp, whose product is annotated as cathelicidin antimicrobial peptide. The record is from RefSeq and is a predicted model, not a curated record. Gene Ontology annotation, molecular function: lipopolysaccharide binding. NCBI's taxonomy places the organism in Eukaryota, Metazoa, Chordata, Mammalia, Rodentia, Cricetidae. Gene Ontology annotation, cellular component: extracellular region. Gene Ontology annotation, biological process: antimicrobial humoral immune response mediated by antimicrobial peptide; defense response to Gram-negative bacterium; innate immune response. Bases 1 to 525 code for a protein of 174 amino acids. The transcript has 4 exons.
AUGCAAGCCCAGAGGGACAACCCUUCCCUGCGAUGCUCACUAUCGCUGCUGCUGCUGGGCCUGGUGUUGCCCUUAGUGUUCUCCCAGACCCUCAGCUACAGGGAGGCUGUGCUCCGUGCUGUGGAUGACUUCAACCAGCAGUCCCUGGACACCAAACUCUACCGCCUUCUGGACAUGGAUUUUCAGCCCUCAGGGGAUGAAGACCCAGAUACCCCAAAUUAUGUGGGGUUCAGAGUGAAGGAAACAGUAUGUGACAAAGCAACAUAUCAGACACCACCUGAGCAGUGCAACUUCAGGGAACACGGGCUGGUGAAGCAGUGUGUGGCGACAGUCAACCAGGGCACAGAUUCUUUUACAGACAUCAGCUGUAAAGGGCCUGGGACACAGCCCCAGCGGGUCAAGAAAGUUGCCCAUAUUGGUGAACUUCUCCGAAGAGGUGGGCUGAAGAUUGGUCAAAAGAUUGAGAAACUUGGCCAGAAAAUCCUGAAUUUUUUCCAGAAAACUACACCUGAGGGAGAGAAGUAG